Pediculus humanus corporis (human body louse) is the source of this 804-nucleotide messenger RNA. Its product is annotated as protein vestigial, putative. Gene Ontology annotation, cellular component: nucleus. The transcript has 5 exons. The record is from RefSeq and is a predicted model, not a curated record. NCBI's taxonomy places the organism in Eukaryota, Metazoa, Arthropoda, Insecta, Psocodea, Pediculidae. The coding region runs from base 1 to 804 and encodes 267 amino acids. Gene Ontology annotation, biological process: regulation of transcription by RNA polymerase II.
AUGAAGUUAAUCGACCUAAACGUUCAGAGAAGUUUUCAAGAUCACGUACAUACAAAUUUAACAACGACAAAUCUUAGCGGUGAUACCGGAUACGUUUCACAUCACGGUCACAGUCAACAAUCAAGUGCUGGAUCCGUCGGAAGUUCCGGUCCGUGUAAUUCUCCAGGUUCUCCAGGAGUUAGGUAUAAAGAAGAAAAUAUACGAAAUUCUACAUCGGAAGGUGAUAUUGAAGAUGGCGGUUCGGAUGACGAGGGUUCCAGUAGUUCCAGAGCUCAAUACGUAUCCGCAAAUUGCGUUGUUUUUACACAUUAUACAGGAGAUGUUGCUGCCGUUGUUGAUGAACAUUUUACACGUGCUCUUAACUAUUCCGAAAAAAGUUCCUCCGGUUCAAAAGAUUCGUCACCAAUGUCGUCUAGAAAUUUUCCGCCAUCUUUUUGGAGUAGCAAUUAUCAAAGUCCGACGGUAUCGGUAUCACAUCACGGAGAACUUUAUAGCGAAUAUCAACACGCUGCUGGAGUCGAUCCGUGGCACACGCAUUAUCAACAAUACACGACAGCAGCACAUCAUCACAGGGCCGUACACGAUUAUCAUCAUCAUCAUCACAACACGGUGGCACAAUAUUCUGGUCUUUUACUACCUAGAGCUAGUCUUGCACCGCAAUAUGGUAAAGAUGCUUGGACAUCGUCUCAUCACACGACAAGAUUACACGAAUCCGCACAUUCUCACACUCAUUUCGAAUCUGCUUAUUCAACGUAUCCUGGAAUGUCUGGUAAGUUUAUCAAAUCAUUAUCAUCAUCAUCGUAA